AACCCAGAAGAGAUUACCAGCAUCAGAAACAUGGGUUUUUGAGAAAAAUAUAACUAGGUUAAACUCAGGAAACAGAUGGAAGAAAAUGGGUGGUCUAAUGACCAGAUACAUGGGAAAGUAGAUAGACACAAAAAAUGUGUCGGUUCUCCUGAACUGACCACAGAGGAUUAAGGCUGCAAGUGAUGAGCCUUCGUCAAACUGCGUAAAUCUCUGACACACAUACAACAUCCAAUACACAUGUAUAUAACAAAUGCAGUAUGUAUAACAAAUACAGUGCUUCACAUCUGGAAUUCAUUUUCAACAAAGAACAGUAGAUGAAUUGGACUGGACAAAAGAAUCAAACAAUGAUCCUAAGAAAACAGGUACCAGUGUUUUUAUUUCUAGAGGGAAAGGAAUAAGCUUUGAUGGUUUUAAGGACAAGAUGGUGGGCAAUUGUAAGGGAAACGAUUCAAAAGCUGUGGGGAAGAAAAUCAUCUUUUAAAGCACAGAUAUAACAAGAGAGUUUCUUAAAAAUAUUCCUCAUACCAAAAAAAAAAGCCUUUCAAUUGUGGCACAAGUCUGGAGAGAGACUCCAUCAAGAUUAAUAACACUGGCCCCUUCUUUGGUGCCAUCUGGUGGCUUUACAGAACUUUAUUUAUAUAACUUCUACUUAAUCAGGGCUGAGAUCAGAGUCAAGAAUAAAACCAGACAAGCAGCAAAAUCACAGACACCAAUGAGCAGAUGUGAAAGUUAAAAGUUUGCUUGUAAUACAUAAAAAUAUUAUGCAAACUAGUAGAAGGCAGGUGAUGGUGAAGACUUACAUUCAGAGACAGAUGCUGCAGGUGAGGUUCAUAAAUAAAAUUGAAUCUGCACCACAUCGAUGCUCCCACCGCCCCACAAGCAACACAUUUAUGAUUAUCAGUAUAAUCAGCAAUUUCAUGAAGCUAUAAUUAUUUGUAGUAGUACUAGUAGUAGUUUACAUCAUACAGCAUACAAAUUACUCACAAUUGCUUUUAUUAUACACCCCUGCUGUUUUACGUUCUAAAAUGUUUUCGCAUGCACUGCUAUAUGCUUCUCUUUUCACUUUCGUCUGUCCCCAUGUUUUAAUUUUUUUUAAUCCCUUUUUUUUGGUCUCACAGUGACUAGUUGUCUAAAAUAAAUAUUACGCUUCUAUUUCUUCUACUUGCAGCCCCAUGCUCUCAUAGCCUGUCAGCAUAGUUCUUUCCUUCUAAUCUGAACUGCUGGGGAUUAAACAGACAGCCAACUCUUCAUCCAUAAUUCUACCACCCUCUCCCUCCCUCUCUCUCUAUCUCUCUCUCUUUCUGACUUAGAGACAUACACACACACACACACAAAGCUUUGCCAGACUGGUCAUUUGGAAACCAUAAGCAUGAUGUUUGUUUGAGAGAGAGGGGUAGGUGGGUGGGAUGGAUUAGAUUAAGUUGGUCCAAAUUCAAGGGAUCACUUGUAGCAAGAGGGGGUUACAGAUAAAGGGAAAAAUAGAGCGCAUGCCCGUGUCUGUGUGUAAGAGAGAGAGAGACAGAGAGGGAUAGAAAGGGAGAGAGAAAAUGGUCGAGUCAUGCAAUCAGAGCCAGAGUCUGGCAGCAGCAGGUUGUUUCAGCCCAGAUAUGACCCAACUCUCCCACCCCAACCCGUCAAUCUCCAUCACCCUGCCCCGAUUCCAUAAUAUCACCAUAAACAUUUCAAAUCUCAUCAUGGCAGCUGCCAACAACCCAUAGGAGUUUAGGACUGAAUGUGGCAUCAUAUACACACCACUGGACCAAUAGGAUCUGGGACCGAAGCACAUGCACUGAGAGGAGUCGCUUUUUGUAGUAGAGGUGCAAGUGGAAACAUUUGCCCUCCUCCUUCCAAGGCGUUCCCACCUAGGAUGCAGUGGAUCUAGUAUGGAUUUUGGAGUUUCAUGUGACGUUUGAACAGAGAAGGGUGAGAAAGAGGAAAAGAGGAGGAUAAACUUUGGAGAAGUGUGAGGACCAGCAAGGAGGGAAGGGCGGGGGGGAAGACAGGAAGAAGAGGGCAGGGUGAUGGGAAACACCAACCAGACUUCUAAAAAGAACAGUAAAAAGAAGAAGGUAAUGUCACCCAUAGAACAAAGUGGUGCCCCAUUGGCUGCUGCCAUGCUGGGGGGACUGGGUGGUGCAGGGGAGAUGGACACAGAGGAUGAGGAGGAAGGAGGGAACGAGCGUGAGUUUGAUGAACCCCUGUGCGCUCUGGUUAAGAACUGCAACAUGCUGCACAACAUAGUGGGGCCUGCAUGUAUCUUCCUCAGACAGGGCUUCGCCCAAAGUCAGCUUGACAGAGAUCUACGACCAGAAGAGAUGGAAGAGUUGCGUGAGGCCUUCAGAGAAUUUGACAAAGAUAAGGACGGCUUCAUCAGCUGUAAGGACCUGGGCGAAUGCAUGAGGACUAUGGGAUACAUGCCAACAGAGAUGGAACUUAUCGAACUCAGCCAGCAAAUCUGUGGUGGCAGAGUGGAUUUUGAAGAUUUUGUGGAACUGAUGGGCCCCAAAAUGCUUGCAGAGACUGCAGACAUGAUUGGGGUUAAAGAGUUACGGGACGCCUUCAAAGAGUUUGACUCUGAUGGCGAUGGUCAGAUUAGCCUUGGAGAGCUGAGGGAAGCCAUGAAGAAGCUAAUGGGUGAGCAGCUCAACCACCGCGAGAUUGAUGAGAUCUUGCGAGAUGUUGACCUCAAUGGGGAUGGACAGGUGGACUUUGAAGAGUUUGUAAGAAUGAUGUCUCGUUGAUUCUUCAGUAAACCUCACACUUAUGCACUAAACACAACACUGGCAAGACUACGGACUGUUACUGUUUUUCUCACAUGUACAAAGACCUCUUGGUGUUUUUUCAGUUACGUGCAAAACCUCUGGCUUAUAAAAAUCCCUUAAAUGUGUUACUGUUGUAUAAAUCUAAUAUGUUUUAUGUGUGUAAUCAGAGAUGACAGAGUGAUAUUUCAGUGGGAAUAGACCAAACCUAUGGUGUCUUUAAAAGAUUAUAUUCAUAUGAAUUUGCAGAAGAAUUGCAUGUAAAAGCCUGAAAAAAUAAGAUCCUGUUUGCAUUGACUAGAUACUGUGAAACUUUAAUUAUAAGAUGCAUUUUCUGUUUCUUUAUUGUAUUUGUAAUUUGGGUGAAUUGGUCAUUAACUAUGCAGUUUAGUAUCUACAAGUUUGUUGAAACAUUAAUAUGAAUGUAAAAAUGUAUUUUCUGAAUUUCAAUAUUUUAAUGCCACUUAUAGAAUCUUCAUCUUAAACUUGAAUGUGUUAACUGUGAAAUAUCUAAUACACAUAGAAAACAUGAAUGCUUUGUUAUGAGUUACAUAUUUAUUAUACAGAGUAGCAUCUGAAACAAUAUUUUUAAUAUCUUUUUGAUACCUGUUUCAGAACAAUUACUAGUGAUUUGUGUCUACCACACAGUAAAUAUCAGUUUCAUAUCCUUGCACCAUUUUUCCUCUUGGUGAAAUUUAACUGACAACCUGCCUCAUAGUACAUGGUUAUUUUAUGUAAGCAUACACAGUAUGCAUAUAUACCUCUUUGGUGUUUCAUUUGUACAGCGUUUAAUGACUCAGAAAACACAUUGUAAAUAACAAAAAUGAGUGAAAAAUAUUGAAAAUAAACACUUUUUGUGGUCAGAUAACUUAUGGCCAUAUACUAA
Molecule: messenger RNA, 3645 nt
Organism: Oreochromis niloticus (Nile tilapia)
Lineage: Eukaryota; Metazoa; Chordata; Actinopteri; Cichliformes; Cichlidae
Gene: cabp2a
Product: calcium binding protein 2a
Exons: 7
Coding region: 2022-2741 (239 amino acids)
Cellular component (GO): cytoplasm
Molecular function (GO): calcium channel regulator activity; calcium ion binding
Source: RefSeq, a predicted model, not a curated record